Messenger RNA from Zingiber officinale, 3383 nucleotides. Its product is annotated as probable LRR receptor-like serine/threonine-protein kinase At1g53430. Lineage: Eukaryota; Viridiplantae; Streptophyta; Magnoliopsida; Zingiberales; Zingiberaceae. The coding region runs from base 192 to 3221 and encodes 1009 amino acids. The transcript is spliced from 24 exons. The record is from RefSeq and is a predicted model, not a curated record. Gene Ontology annotation, biological process: protein phosphorylation. Gene Ontology annotation, molecular function: ATP binding; protein binding; protein kinase activity.
UGCUACCGACAACAUUAAAUAAUUCUUGGCGGAGCUGCUGGUUUUAUCACUCGAGGGUUCAUGCAGAUAGCAAAAGAUUUCUAGUUUUCAGACUAGGAACUUCGAAUGCUGCUCUAAUUCCUACUUAAGGAGGAGAAAAUUGCCAGUUCUUCCACGAUUUAGUCCAUGUGAGGACUCAGUAAAGCCCGGUAAUGAAGCAGAGAUCCUUCACAUUGUUUUCAUGCGGCUGCUGGAGCAGUGAGUUCAAUCUUAUCAUCCUCUCUCUGCUUCUCUUCUUGAGCUUGAUUCAAGAACAUGGAUGCAAAGCCCAGCAACUAGAUCCAGGAGAAGUUAGUGCAUUGAGGGUAAUAGCCUCAAAAUUGAAAAAGGAGUGGGACUUCUCGGUAGACCCAUGCAGUGGAAGUGCUGGAUGGGUAGAACCAAGUACCUCUAAGCACAUUGUGAGCAAUCUCACAUGCAACCGCAGCUCCUCCAUGAGUGUUUUCCAUGUGACUAGCAUUCAGCUGAAAGGUCAGAACUUGACUGGUGUUCUGCCAGAUGAGUUUGCCAACCUUACCUCCUUGCAAGUGUUAGACCUAUCACGGAACUAUCUCAAUGGAACUAUUCCAAGUGCAUGGGCCUCUCUUCCUCUGACCAAAUUAUCACUACUUGGAAAUCGCGUGUCAGGGACAAUUCCAGAGGAGCUAGGGAGCAUCACCACGCUUAUCGAACUUACUUUGGAUAGCAACCAACUACAAGGCCCAAUACCCGCAUCUCUUGGCAACCUCAUCAACUUAAAUUUAUUGCAUCUCUCUGCAAACAACCUAACAGGGCCAUUACCAGAUUCACUUGGCAAAUUGACAAAUCUAAUAGAAUUCAUAAUUGAUGGGAACCCAAUAUCUGGAAAGAUUCCAAGCUUCAUUGGAAACUGGACACAACUCACCAGACUGGAUAUGCAAGGAACAUUAAUGGAGGGGCCUUUUCCUCCCACCUUCUCAAAUUUGGCAUCAAUCCUUCAGUUGAGGGUCUCUGAUCUGAAAGGAGGUCUUGAGAGUUUUCCUGAUCUACAAAAUAUGAAACUUAUACAAAGACUGGUUCUUAGGAAUUUGUCUAUGACCGGUCACCUUCCUGAUUUUAUUGUAGAAACACCAAUAAAAACCUUAGAUGUGAGCUUCAACAACUUGAGCGGUCCAAUACCAGAUAGCUACCAAGCACUCAUAAAAUCAAUUAAUUACAUGUACCUUACAAGUAACUCGAUAAGCGGGAAAAUACCAGACUGGAUCUUGGAGAGUAAUAAAAAUUUGGAUCUUUCUUAUAACCAAUUCAGUGGCUUACCUGUCACAUCUAGCUGCCAACAAGGAAAUGUGAAUCUAUUUGCUAGUUAUUCAUCCACUCUCAAUAAUUUAGUCGCACCAUGUUUUAGGCGAAAUCACCCCUGCAUUGACAAAGCAAGAAAUUGCAACAUAUUCAUCAAUUGCGGAGGGAAUAAAGUAGUUGUUGACGGUAAUGUAUACGAAGAAGAUAUAACCCGGUUAGGCCCAUCUUAUUUUGGUGACAAUGGCAAAUGGGCAUACAGCUCUACGGGUGAUUUUCUAGACAAUCGCGACGAGAAGUAUAUUGCUACAUCUACAAAUUCCUCAUUACUGCACAUGGAUAAUCCCAGGUUAUACAUGACUGCUAGGCUCAGUCCUCUCUCUCUUAAGUACUAUGGUCUCUGUUUACAUGAAGGAAAUUACACAGUGAAGCUUCACUUUGCUGAAAUAAUGUUUCCUGAUGAUCAAACAUUCCCAAGUGUGGGACAGAGGAUAUUUGAUGUGUCCAUACAGGGUCAGAAGGUUUUGAGAGACUAUAACAUUGCAAAAGAAGCUAAUGGCACUGGAAAAGAAAAAAUUGAGGUCUUCAAUGAUACUUAUGUUAAUAUAGAUGGCACUUUGGAAAUUCACUUACAAUGGGGUGGAAAAGGCACACAUGCCAUACCUCAUGCAAGUGUAUAUGGACCUCUCAUAUCCGCCAUUUCGAUUACUCCAAACUUCUCACCUGAUCUGUGUAUAGAAGCUUCGCAACAUAAGUUAUCUACUGGAGCUAUUCUUGGCAUUGCUGCUGCUGCCUGCAGUGUAGCAUCCCUAAUUGGACUACUAAUUCUGCUUUUGUCAAGAAGAAGAAAACAUGAUGAUGAACUUAGAGGAUUAGAAUUGGUAACUGGAUACUUCAGUUUCAAACAAAUCAAAGCUGCCACAAAAAAUUUUGACAUUUCAAACAAGCUUGGUGAAGGUGGAUUUGGCCCUGUUUACAAGGGUAUGCUGCCAGAUGGAACUCUAAUUGCUGUAAAAAAGCUCUCAUCUAAGUCAAAGCAAGGAAACCGCGAAUUCGUAAACGAGAUAGGCAUGAUAUCUGCACUAGAACACCCGAAUCUCGUGAAACUCUAUGGAUGUUGCAUUGAGGGGGAUCAGUUACUUCUAAUAUAUGAGUACAUGGAAAACAAUAGUCUUGCUCGUGCUCUAUUUGGUCCUGAGCAAUUUCGGCUAAGCCUUGAUUGGCAGACAAGGUGCAGUAUCUGUAUCGGAAUAGCAAGAGGAUUAGCGUAUCUUCACGAGGAAUCCAGAUUAAAGAUCGUUCACAGAGACAUCAAAGCGACCAAUAUUCUUCUUGAUAAAAAUUUCAAUGCAAAAAUAUCAGAUUUUGGGUUGGCUAAGCUUGAUGAAGAGGAGAACUCUCACAUCAGCACUAGAAUAGCAGGAACAAGGGGUUACAUGGCUCCUGAAUAUGCAAUGAGAGGUUACCUGACCGACAAAGCGGAUGUGUAUAGUUUCGGAGUGGUCAUGUUAGAAACUGUGAGUGGAAUCUGCAACACAAAUUAUUGGCAAAAGAAAGAUUUCACAUUUCUUCUCGACUGGGCUUAUGUUCUCUUGGAGCAGGGUAAUCUGCUAGAACUAGUCGACCCGGCAUUGGGUUCAGAGUACUCGAAGGAAGAGGCAUUGCAGAUGCUGAACUUAGCUCUCGCUUGCACCAACCCAACUCCGACUAGACGACCCACCAUGUCGAAUGUGGUGAGCAUACUCGAACACAAAGCGACUAUGGAAUCCUUGUUUGUGGCAUGGGAACCCCACAACAGCAUGGAUUUCAGAUCAAUUGUGGUGGCCGGAAACUCUGCCUUCUUACACAGUCAAGCGUCUGUGAAGACUGUGAUGGCAGAAGAAAGCAAUUUGCUUUGUGUUGCAAGCCUGCAUUGCACAGACAAGUGAGGCAUUUUCUUUGGGGAAUGAGAUGUUUGCUCACAAUUGUGUUUCUGAACAUUAUUGCCACAAGUACUUGGCUAUGGCAAGAUUGAUCUGUUUAGCAUACUCGGGAAUUACAAAAUUAAGACAAAAGUGAAUUUUUGGUGGAUGAUAUCCGACAACAUCAGU